AUGUCCUCUACACUUGAGUUUGUUUCGUCUUCCUCUGAAAUUCGGGAAAUAUAUGUAGAGGAUGAUGAAGAAUUCAUACCCAUUUUAACAAAUCUGGAUAAAAGUGCCAAACUCGACUGGGAUGUUCGAUCUGGCGUUGUAGUGAAUCAUGUGUUAGUUUUUUUUUGGCAAGACAAUGGUCUUGUAACAUUGGCGACAACAAUUCAUGGAAUUGUUGGUGACAAAUGGGAGGUGGAGCGAGAAAGACGGCGGCCAAGAGAAACAAGCACUAAUGCAGUAAAGGUGCGUACAGUAUUUGGAUCUGAAUCAAAAAAAAAUUUAAAAAUUCCAAAAGUGAUAGAUGAUUACAACAAUUGUAUGAAUGGCAUGGAUAUUGCACAUUUGCUUGUCGAAUUAACGUUAG
This is a messenger RNA of Ambispora leptoticha, 403 nucleotides long. Lineage: Eukaryota; Fungi; Glomeromycota; Glomeromycetes; Archaeosporales; Ambisporaceae. The record is from the annotation of a GenBank genome assembly.